Messenger RNA from Paramecium sonneborni, 349 nucleotides. Lineage: Eukaryota; Ciliophora; Oligohymenophorea; Peniculida; Parameciidae. The record is from the annotation of a GenBank genome assembly.
AUUAAUUAUUAAUGAAUGAUACUAUCGUAAGAGAGAUAACAACUACAGAAAUCAGUGAAAAAGAGAAGAAGAUUAUCCAAUAUCUAGAGGAAGAGUUAUUAUUAGAGUAAUUCACAGAUCCCUAAUAAAAACAAAUCAACUUUGAGUUGUCGAAGAAAAAAACUAUCUUCUCAUUUAGAUCUAUGGAUUCUGACACUGAGAUUUCUGAAGCCACUUCUUGUUCAACAAUAAAGAGUUGUACACUACAAAUGUGUAAGUCACCAUUGUUUAAAAGAAGGCUUAGUACAUUGGUUUUAGACUAGUUAUCUUGAUAAUGUAUUAUUUAACGUAAUGUGAAUCUCUAUUAUUG